This is a messenger RNA of Spirodela intermedia, 2308 nucleotides long. NCBI's taxonomy places the organism in Eukaryota, Viridiplantae, Streptophyta, Magnoliopsida, Alismatales, Araceae. The record is from the annotation of a GenBank genome assembly.
AUGAAGACGCCGACGGGACAGCACGCCGGCGGGGCGCAGGCUCCGCUGCUGCCGGAGUACGAGCUCGCGGAGCCCUCGGAGGGCUCCGCCUCCGUCUCCGGCGCGGUGUUCAACCUGUCGACGAGCAUCAUCGGCGCCGGAAUCAUGUCGAUUCCGGCGACGCUGAAGGUGCUCGGCGUUGGCCCGGCGGUGGUGCUGAUCCUAUCGGUGGCGCUCCUGUGCGACGUCUCCGUGGAGUUCCUCUUGCGGUACACCAACUCCGGUAAGGUCAUGUCCUACGCCGGCAUCAUGGCGGAGUCCUUCGGGAAGGCCGGUGCCACGGCGCUGCAGCUCUGCGUCAUCCUCACCAACCUCGGCGCCCUCAUCAUGUACCUCAUCAUCAUCGGUAGUAGUCCACCUCCACCACUCGUACAUCUCCUUCCUCAAUCGUGAUGCUUCCACUGAUUUCGUCUGCGUGGGCUUGGGAGCAGGGGAUGUGUUAUCGGGGAACCAGUCGGAGGGCGCGGGGCACCUGGGAGUGCUGCAGGAGUGGUUCGGCGACCAGUGGUGGAACUCCCGCCCGGCGGCGCUCCUCUUCACCCUCGUCUUCGUGUUGCUUCCUCUUCUCCUCUUCCGGCGUGUAGGUCAGUUCCCCUUUGGACUCAUCUCUCUCUCUCUCUCUCUCUCUCCCGCCCUCUCUCUUUGCCUUACUUCAUUCGCAUAGUUUUCUUAGCCGCAUAGGCUAGGCACAGAGCUCAAAGGGGGCAGGCUGAUUGGACCCCCUAACAAGCCUUCUGUGUGUCGGUGUCUGUAUCCAUGGAAGUGCGUGAGAGAGAGAGACGUUUGAUCUACGGGUGCUCUAACAUAGGAUGUGAGCAGAAUUUGCUCGGCCCUAUUAGACCAGUCUGGUUACACUCACGAUGUCAUGCGGAGAUGGUCGCGUGAAUGUUUUCAGUACUGUUAUGCGUGCACAUACAGAGCUUUUAUUUCCUUUUCAUGUGCGGCGUGCUUCAACACAUCACGAUCCAUCCUUAUCCUCAAAGGGCCCCACGUGGGACCCAUGAAACUGUUUCUCUCUCUCUCUCUCUCUAUGCAUCCUGAUAUUCAAUUCAUAUACAAAUGGAAAUUUUGUUUAAUGGCAUAUGACAUCAAUGAUUCUUUGUUUGCAUUUAGAUUGAAUCGACCCGGAAAGCUAUUUCUUUAGAGCGGCGAAUUGACUCCAUGAUUUAAGUAUAUUUAAAUUAGAAACCAGAGGCUGAUUCCACCGAUCGUUGACCAGUUCUAGGGAAGAACUAACUGAUCGCGUCUGUUGAAGAAUCUGUGUCUUGUUGGGAAUUCCUUACUCGUGUAUUCAUGGCAGAUUCUCUGAGGUUUUCCUCGGCCGUCUCGGUUUUCCUGGCGGUGGUAUUCGUCGCCAUCAGCUCCACCAUGGCGCUCUACGCGCUCUACAGAGGGACAACCAGGACCCCCAGGGUUCUGCCGGAUUUCGGCUCCGGGACCUCCUUCUUCGAGCUCUUCACCGCCGUCCCGGUCAUUGUCCUCGCCUUCACCUUCCACUUCAACGGUGAGUACUCUCCAGAAAGCUUUCAUCCUCCCGUCGACUCAAUCUCCGACUGAUCUGGCCCAGACGUCGGGUAUUCCCAGUUCAUCCCAUCAGGGCAGAGCUGCAGAAGUCGUCGGACAUGACGAAGGCCGUGAGGCUCUCUCUGAUCCUCUGCUCCGUCAUCUACGCCACCGUCGGCCUCUCCGGCUACCUCCUCUUCGGGGACGCCACCAUGGCCGACAUACUCUCCAACUUCGACAGAACCUCCGGCUCCGACGUUCCCUCACUGGUCAAUAACCUCGUCCGGCUCAGCUAUGGUCUCCACCUCGUCCUGGUCUACCCCCUCCUCAACUUCUCUCUUCGGAUUAACGUGGACGGCCUGUUCUUCCCGAGAUCGCGGCCGCUGCCAUACGACGACACCCGCUUCGUCUCUCUGACUCUCGGGCUGGCGGCGUUCGUCUACCUCGCCGCCAUCGGCAUCCCCAACAUAUGGACUCUCUUCCAGUUCUUCGGAUCCACGACUGCCGUCUGCCUCUCGUUGAUCUUCCCGGCUUCAAUUGUGCUCAGGUAAAUCCCCUCUCCCCUCCCUCGUUAUUCUCCACCGUGCUCGGCCGACAAUCUCUGUGUUUAACUCUUACGGCGGGAAACUUCCGUUUCAGGGACAUUCAUGGCAUCGCUCGCCGGCAAGACAAGGUGGUGGCGGCGACGAUGAUCUCCCUGGCGGUGGCGACAAGCGCCGUUGCCAUAUCGUCCAAUGUGAUCAGCUUCUUUAAUAGCAGAGCAUGA